Ectocarpus sp. CCAP 1310/34 is the source of this 862-nucleotide messenger RNA. The record is from the annotation of a GenBank genome assembly. NCBI's taxonomy places the organism in Eukaryota, Phaeophyceae, Ectocarpales, Ectocarpaceae.
UGUUGCUGCCAGUUGACGUCGGGCUGCCCUCCCCCUCGUCGUCGUCGUCGCCGCUCUCCGACUAAGUCCAACUUUUUUGUGGGGCGUCGCCAAAUUGCUUGUCGUCAGAACCUUUACUAAGACCGCCUGACGAGCUUGCUGAUCAGCGUCGUCCGAGAAGCCCGGCAUCAUCACCGCGCCAGGUGGCACCCCCUGUUGUGUACCGGCAUGGGGGGUAACCCUGCUGUGAACGGCCUGGCGGGCCAUGCCGCUCGGUGCCCGCUGUGCCGCGCCAGCAGGCGCGGUCUGGGCGACCCCAUGCCCAGCAGCAGCACCACUUUCACCUGCAUCCUGCAGUCUCAGAGGCACCGAUUUCGAUCUAGAUGGCCGGCCUGCCGCUGCUACAGCGUUGUUGUUCAUAGUGUGGGUUUAUCGCGUCUGCUGUGGUAUUCCUCGGGCCCCUCGCCUGGUCGUGACCGGUGUGUGUACGUCGGCAUCGACGCUUUCCGGGAUUUUUGAAGAAACGGCGCCCCUCUGCCGAUUAGAACCAAUGGAAAACCCGGAACCGGUUCCGUNAUGUGUGCCUGCAUCCCACUCGGUGAGACCUUGAUGUGUAGAUGUAUCUCGUGUCUUGCUGAAUUUCCUCCUGCUGCUUUUGAUGCAGCUCCUCCUUCUUGUUGUAAAUGCAGUGACUCCCGCUGCUCUCGAUGAAGGAAAUUUUGUUGAUCCAGCUACCGUGUGAAGGGUGGUCUUGUACAGCUGCGCUGCCUACUCUGUCAGGACGUAGACCCGCGCUGAUUGGAGAUCUUCUUCUACCGGUGGGGUUCUCGCGUGGUUGUGACGGGAUCAGCGUCACCAAUUCCACCGAGACGUCGAGUGAAUU